Messenger RNA from Talaromyces marneffei, 726 nucleotides. RefSeq lists its product as uncharacterized. The record is from RefSeq and is a predicted model, not a curated record. The coding region runs from base 1 to 726 and encodes 241 amino acids. Gene Ontology annotation, cellular component: membrane. Gene Ontology annotation, molecular function: phosphotransferase activity, for other substituted phosphate groups. The transcript is spliced from 6 exons. Gene Ontology annotation, biological process: phospholipid biosynthetic process. Lineage: Eukaryota; Fungi; Ascomycota; Eurotiomycetes; Eurotiales; Trichocomaceae.
AUGUCUCGUCGAACCCCAAGUCAUUCGGCAUCGGAGCCGAGCACCGGCAACGGCGUGGACGGAGAUGUCAGUCAAGAGAAGCAGAAGACACUGCUCCGGGCUGAGACUGGGCAUUUCACCAUGGUUAGGACCUUGCACCUUGCGGAUCUUAUAACGGAACUGAAUGGUUUCUGCGGAUUUAUGUCGGUCCUGUCGUCCAUGCGAUACCUGUCGGAGCCCGAAAGCCUCAAUAACAUAUGGUUCGCGCUUGCGUUUAUGCCGUUUGGUCUCUUCUUCGACUUUAUGGACGGGCGAGUUGCAAGAUGGCGCAAAAAGUCGUCUUUGAUGGGUCAAGAGUUGGAUUCUCUUGCAGACUUGAUCUCUUUCGGCGUUGCGCCAGCAGUAGCAGCCUUUGCUCUGGGAAUGCGAACUUCCGCCGACCACCUGUUCCUUAGCUUCUUCGUCCUUUGUGGCUUGACCAGACUAGCACGGUUCAACGUCACAGCUGCUGUUCUCCCCAAGGACAAGAGCGGAAAGUCGAAAUACUUUGAGGGUACUCCUAUACCUACAUCUCUCUCCAUUGCGAGUCUCAUGGCCUAUUGGGUUUCUCAAGGCUGGAUCCACGAGAACUUGCCGUGGGGAACUGUUCUCCAAGGCACCAUGUUUGAGUUUCACCCUGUGGUGUUAUUGUUUGUACUUUGGGGCUGUUUGAUGGUCAGCAAGACGCUGCGUAUACCCAAGCCCUGA